AUGGAGAACGUUCAAAUCAACCCCUUAGGUCAAAACCCAGAAAUCCAAAUCCCAGAUCCAUCUGUUUCUUCCAGCAAUUUUUACUGUGAAGGAGAUAAAAUCUUGAAUCAAGAAAGUGAAAUUUCGGCCAUGGAAGAAGAUGAAAGUUCAGAGUCAUUAGCUGAUUCAAUGGUCUGCGAUUCUGGUUCAAGAUUAGUCCCGAAUGGAGUCCAAAAACCUAAUUGUUCAGAGGAAAUCGUGCUUUUUGUUAAUGCUGGUUCCAAGGAGUCAAUUGAACCAGAUUUUGGGAUAAUUGGAAGCCCUGUAGUCAGUGGCAUAUGUGUUAGGAGGGCACCACCUAGAGAGUCAGUCCCUUGCGUUAAUCGUGAAUAUUUUGUAUGCAAUAACUGUGCAACCGAGAUAAAGUAUUCAUCAGCUCAGAAAAAAGAAGUGCGAAUGAAAUCAACAGCCAAGUAUGAGAAAAUGAUACAAGAGCUGAGUGAAAAGUUGCAGCGCAAGACAGAUGAAUGCUAUCAAUCUUGGAUGUCUUGGACAGCUACUAACGAGCAGCUAGAGAAGGUUAGGAUGGAACUCGACAACAAGACAUUCCAAAGAUAUACCCUUGAUCAAACUCUGGAGAAGCAAGCUGACAAGCUUGGGGCGAUUUCAAAGAAAUAUGAGAAUGAGAAGAAGUAUUGGUCUGUGGCAAUCAAUAAUCUACAGCAUAAAGUAAAGGUGAUGAAACGAGAUCAUUCGCAGCUUUCUCGUGAAGCACAUGAAUGCGCUGAUUCCAUUCCCGAUCUGAACAAAAUGGUCUCUGCAGUUCAGACACUGGUUGAACAGUGCGAGGAUUUCAAAGUGAAGUACAAUGAAGAGCAAAUGAAGAGAAGAAAGCUUUAUAAUCAAGUUCAGGAGACAAAAGGAAAUAUUCGGGUAUUCUGCCGCUGCCGUCCAUUAAGCAAGUCAGAGGUCUCAUCCGGGCGUGCAUCAGUUGUGGAGUUUGAUGCGGCCAAGGAUGGAGAACUUGGAAUUCUUAGUGGAUCUACAAAAAAAACUUUCAAGUUUGACCGUGUUUACUCACCAAAAGAUGGUCAAGCUGAUGUAUUUGCCGAUGCUUCGCCUCUGGUGAUUUCAGUAUUAGAUGGGUACAAUGUCUGUAUAUUUGCUUAUGGACAAACAGGAACCGGCAAGACGUUCACAAUGGAAGGCACUGAGGUUAACCGAGGAGUGAAUUAUAGGACAUUGGAAGAAUUGUUUAAAAUUGCCAGUGAGAGGAGUGAAACUUUUGCUUACAGCAUUUCAGUUAGUGUACUUGAAGUCUACAAUGAGCAGAUAAGGGACCUGCUGGCUACAUCGGCAUCCAAGAAGUUAGAGAUAAAGCAAGCCUCAGAAGGGUUUCAUCAUAUCCCGGGGAUUGUGGAAGCCAAAGUGGAAAAUAUAAAUGAAGUGUGGAAUGUUCUGCAGGCUGGUAGUAGUGCUCGAGCUGUUGGAUCAAAUAAUGUGAACGAACAUAGCAGUCGUUCUCACUGCAUGCUAUCUAUAAUGGUAAGAGCUAAGAAUUUGAUCACGGAAGAGUCCACGAAGAGCAAGCUUUGGCUUGUAGAUUUGGCAGGAAGUGAGCGGCUCGCAAAGACCGAUGUGCAAGGUGAGCGGCUCAAGGAAGCUCAAAACAUCAAUAGGUCACUCUCAGCUCUUGGAGAUGUUAUAUCUGCCUUGGCAAAUAAAAGCAGCCACAUACCUUACAGGAACUCCAAGCUGACUCAUCUACUUCAAGAUUCGUUAGGUGGUGACUCAAAAACUUUGAUGUUUGUUCAAAUUAGUCCUUCCGAUCACGACUUAAGUGAAACACUGAGUUCACUUAACUUUGCAACUCGAGUUCGAGGAGUUGAACUGGGUCCCGCUAGAAAGCAAGUUGAUACCGGUGAGCUCCAAAAGAUGAAAAUGAUGCUCGAUAAAGCAAGACAAGAAUCUAGGUCCAAGGACGAAGCUAUGAAAACCCUUGAAGAGAGCUUACAAAACCUAGAAAGUAAGGCCAAAGGGAAGGAUCAGAUUUACAAAAACCAACUAAACAAGAUAAAAGAGUUAGAAGGCCAGCUCGAGCUAAAGACAUCACUCCACAGCCAAUCCGAGAAACAAAUUUCACAUCUUUCGGAGAGGUUAAAGGGAAAGGAAGAAACUUGUGAGAGACUUCAACAGAAGGUAGUAGAUCUUGAAAACAAGCUCAAAGAUCUAGAAGAAUCUAAGUCUACAGCAUACCAGGAAAAGGUUAAUUAUCUUGAGAAGAAGCUGAAAGAGCAAGUCCAAGAGUAUGAAUCUCGCACUGUAAUCCUUCAAUACAAGUUUGAUGAGCUUGAGACGAAGUUGAAAGAGCAGGAACAGAAUCCGGAGGUUACAUUACUUCGUCAAAAGAUCAAGGAACUCGAAGAUAAAGUACGAGAGCGAGAAAAGCAAUUGACACUCACGGUGAUUCCAGAAUCUGUCAAUCCAUUUAAAUCCACCCCUACUGAACGUGAACAAUCUGUUAGAGACGAGAUCACAAAUGAGACUGAGCACCGUAUGCUAAGGAGCUUAAAUUCGGCAAAACGCCAGGUCACUCAAGGAUCGGUUUUGGUAAAGGAACACAAUACUCUUCAAGAGGUUCGAAAGAAAAGAUUGUCAAGAAGGAAGAGUGAAGUCGAGAACAAUAUGGUGGUACCAACUCCAGUAAGUGAUAACAAAGGUAGACAAUCCGAUCCACCUAUACCUUUUCCCAGGGUUUCAAGAAUAACUAAGCCAGCCAUCUCUACACAAAGGCCUGUUAUUCACAACAAAACAAGCAGAGAUCCAGUUCAAGGGCCAAGAGGAAAACGAAACGUUUCUGGCAGAUCCUCAGCACAUGCUGCAGUUACGAAUGAGAUUACCUGCCUGAAUACCAAAGAGCAGCCAAAGUUAUCCUUCACUCCAGAGGAAUUUCACAAACUCAUGACCCUUGCUAAUUCAACACCAACUGAUUCUUCUAUCACCUCAACAUCAGCUAAUUCGUCUAUCAUCCAACCAACUGUCAAUUUUGCUUCAACUUCUCGAUUUUCUGAUACUGCUCCUUCUCCUAUUUCAUCUCCUGUGCAUUCCCUUCCAUCUGAUCCACCUUCAAAUGUUGAUCCUCAUGUAAACUCUCCUGCAGAACAUGCUCCAGCCAGAACUUCACUCAGAAUUCGUCAUACUCCAGCACAUUUGCAUGACUAUUACUGUGGUACAGUUUCUUCAGCUCAAUUGUCAUCCCAGGAUUUGCCUUCUUUUGGUUGCUCCACGAUAACAGGUAAUGUCAGUUUUUCUCCUGAUGACUCUUCUUUUGCAGGUUCUCCGGAUGCAAUCCCAAGGGUGGUGCAACAACCGUUUCCACUUCGAAGCUCUAGUCAAAUAUUGCAGUUGGCUGUGGGAAGACGAGCAUAUAGAGUUCUUGCUAGAUUUUCAAAUAUUGCAUAA
This is a messenger RNA of Fraxinus pennsylvanica, 3441 nucleotides long. NCBI's taxonomy places the organism in Eukaryota, Viridiplantae, Streptophyta, Magnoliopsida, Lamiales, Oleaceae. The record is from the annotation of a GenBank genome assembly.